AUGGAUUCGAUAGUUAGUCCCAGUGUGGUAAACGCUAUUAACGUCAUGUUAAUAACUUUGCUCCCGUUAUUCAUUUUAUUCGUGAUUUAUGCAAAGUAUAAAUUAAGUUAUUGGAAACGUCAGGGUGUAAAACAAAUACCGAAUAGCGAUUUGGUUUUUGGUGAUUUUAAAGAUGCCAUUUUAUUUCGAACGGGACCAGGUUCGCAUCUGGGAAACAUCUAUCGUGCCGCAAAGGAAGACGCACCGCUUGUUGGAUUUUACAUAUUUCAUAAGCCAUGUAUUAUGCUGAGAGAUCUUACCAUCAUGAAACAAAUUCUCGUCAAGGAUUUUGAGAAUUUUUCAGAUCGACAUUUCGCUGGACGUCCACAGAAAGACAGCAUUGGUAUGAGAAAUCUAUUCGGAGUGAAGAAUCCAGCAUGGAAGUAUCUCAGAUCGAAAAUAACACCUGCCUUAACACCCGGAAAAUUGAAGCAAAUGUUUCCAUUUAUGACCGACGUCGGAAAAAAUAUGAUGGAUUAUCUGAAAGACCAAAAAAGUGAGGAGGAUGGAAGCAAAAUUGUUGAUGGACAGGAAAUAAAUUAUAAAUUUGCCUCUGAUCUUAUAGCGAGUGUUGGUCUUGGAACACCAAUGGAUUCAUUCAAUCAUCCGGAUACUGACUUCGCAAAAUGUAUUUUCGAGUUCUUUCAUGGAUUUAGAAGAAUGGUCGCUCUCGUGUUGGUAUUCUUCAUACCGGAACUAGUAGAAAAAAUCGGAUCCACCAUACUUUUUGAUUCCAAAUUUGUCGGAAAAGUAUUCUGGAAUUCAAUUGAAGAACGCGAGAAGAGUGGCUCAAAAAGAGGCGACUUCAUUGAUUACCUCUUGCAACUAAAAAAUGGAGAACAGAAUCCUAUAUACAAAUUCGAGGGAGAGAAUCUUAUGUUCCAAUCAGGAACUUUUUUCGCGGGUUUCGAGUCUAGUGCGACAACUGCAGCAUUUACACUUAUGGAAUUGGCAAGGAAUGUGGAGUAUCAAGAGCAAGCGAGAAAAGACGUCUUAACGGCUAUUGAUGAAUACGGCUGGGGUUAUGAAGCUAUGAAUCAUAUGAAAUAUUUGGAUCAGUGUAUCGCAGAAGGUGGGAGACUGCAUCCCCCAGUGUCUACCAUUGAUAGAAUUACCAAAGAAGAUUAUCAGGUACCGGGAACUAAUAUCACCCUAAAACAGGGAACACCUAUUUAUAUAUCACUAUAUGGACUGCAGCGAGAUCCGAGAUUUUUCGAAGACCCUGACGUUUACAAUCCCGAUCGUUUUCAAGAGGGACAUCAAAUUUCAGAAGCUUACAUGCCAUUCGGUAUUGGUCCAAGGAUGUGUAUUGGUAUGAAAUUGGGACAAUUACACGUAAAGGUGGUGCUAUCAUUAAUCCUGAAGGACUACGAAAUUUAUCAGAAUCCAAAAAACGAAAGCAUUUUAGAUCCACGAUCAACUUUUACAGCCGCUAUCAAUGGAAUCAUGUUACAUUUUAGAAAAAUCGAGACCAUUCUUGCAAUUAUGGAUCCGACUACCAGUGCUAGUGUCCCGAAUACUAUUAACGUUACGUUGAUAACUUUAUUCCUGUUAUUUAUCUCACUCUGGAUUUAUGCAAAGUACAAAUUGAAUUAUUGGAAGCGUAAGGGUGUGGAACAAAUACCGAAUAGCGAUUUGAUUUUUGGUGAUUUCAAAGAUGCCGUCUUAUUUCGAACGGGGCCAGGGUGGCAUCUGGGAAACAUCUAUCGGGCUGCAAGGAAAGGCGCACCCCUCGUUGGAUUUUACAUAUUUCAUAAACCCUGCAUUCUUUUGAGGGAUCCUGCCAUCAUAAAACAAAUUCUCAUCAAAGAUUUUGAGAAUUUUUCAGAUCGACAUUUCGCAGGACGUUCACAGAAAGAUAGCAUUGGUAUGAGGAAUCUAUUCGGAGUGAAGAAUCCAGCAUGGAAGUAUCUCAGAGCUAAAAUAACACCUACCUUGACACCGGGAAAAUUGAAACAAAUGUUUCCACUUAUGACCGACAUUGGAAAAAAUAUGAUGGAUUAUCUGAAAGAUCAAAAAAUUGAAGGGGAUGAAAGCAAAAUUGUUGAUGCACAGGAACUCAAUUAUAAAUUUGCCACUGAUCUUAUAGCGAGUGUUGCUCUUGGAACGGAGAUGGAUUCGUUUAAUUACCCAGAUGCUGAUUUCUCAAAAUGUGUUACCGAGUUCUUCCAUGGAUUCAAGAGAAUGGUCGCUCUAGUGACGGUAUUCUUCAUGCCGGAACUAGUGGAAAAAAUCGGAUCUAACAUACUUUUUGAUUCAAUUCGAGGGAGAGAAUCUUCUAUUCCAAUCAGGAACGUUCUUCUCGGGGUUCGAGUCCAGUGCGACAAUUGCAGCAUUUACACUUAUGGAAUUGGCGAAGAAUGUGGAGUGUCAGGAGCAGGCGAGAAAAGACAUCGUAAGGGCUAUUGAUGAGCAUGGCUGGAGCUAUAAAGCUAUGACUGAUAUGAACUAUUUGGAUCAGUGUAUCGCUGAAGGUGCAAGACUGCAUCCCCCAGUAUCUACCAUUGACAGAUUUACCAAAGAAGAUUAUCAGAUACCGGGAACUGAUAUUAUCCUAAAACAGGGAACGCCUAUUUAUAUAUCACUAUAUGGACUUCAGCGAGANCCGAAAUUUUUCGAAGAUUCCGAGCUCUUCAAUCCCGAUCGUUUUCAAGAGGGACAGCAAAUUUCAGAAGCUUACAUACCAUUCGGAAUUGGUCCAAGGAUGUGUGUUGGCAUGAAAGUUGGACAAUUACACGUAAAGAUGGUGCUAUCGAUGAUUCUGAAGGACUACGAGGUUUAUCAGGAUCCAAAGAGCGAAAACCAUUUAGAUCCACGAUCAACUUUUACAGCUGCUGCCAAUGGAAUUAUGUUACAUUUUCGAAAAAUCUAGACAUGACACAAGCAAAUUCAA
Messenger RNA from Fopius arisanus, 2932 nucleotides. RefSeq lists its product as uncharacterized. Gene Ontology annotation, molecular function: iron ion binding; heme binding; oxidoreductase activity, acting on paired donors, with incorporation or reduction of molecular oxygen. Lineage: Eukaryota; Metazoa; Arthropoda; Insecta; Hymenoptera; Braconidae. The record is from RefSeq and is a predicted model, not a curated record.